This is a messenger RNA of Mercurialis annua (annual mercury), 1292 nucleotides long. Its product is annotated as RHOMBOID-like protein 12, mitochondrial. The record is from RefSeq and is a predicted model, not a curated record. Gene Ontology annotation, cellular component: membrane. Gene Ontology annotation, molecular function: serine-type endopeptidase activity. The coding region runs from base 73 to 1083 and encodes 336 amino acids. The transcript is spliced from 8 exons. Lineage: Eukaryota; Viridiplantae; Streptophyta; Magnoliopsida; Malpighiales; Euphorbiaceae.
AACUGUUGCAAAGUAACCUACAAAUACAGUUUUGUCAAGCAAAGAAUUCUCUGUUCUAAACAGAGAAUCAAAAUGCAUAGGGUUCUUUCUAAUUUCUCUAGAAAAUUAUCAAACACUUCAAAUUCAUUACUUUCACAAAAUUUUCAGCAUCAAAAGACCUUCAAUUCUCUUGCCAAACCUAACUACAAUCAUAAAAAAUGUAGCUUUUCUCAAGUAAACCCACUUCAGAGUUUCUGUUUAUAUCAGUCACACCAUACAGUUACAGGGAAAGUUCAUGGCUUUAUGCCAAACCCAUUGGUUUCUAAGCUUUUAAUGUCAAAUUUGGCCAAUACCCAGUUCAGGGUGUUGAGCAAAAAGGUUACAGAUUGUAAAAUUAGACUCUUGGCUGGUCAUUUUGGUAGAGGCUUUUCUGGGUUUGGUUCUGGUUUUGGUUCAUAUGGCAAUCGCUGGAGUUCAUGGCUCUAUCGGCUAUCGCCAAAUGACGUUGUUUUGGGAUUGAUAUUGGCUAAUGUUGGUGUCUUUAUGCUAUGGAGGGUUGCGGAUGGGAGAUUUAUGGUGGAAAACUUUAUGAUUUCUUUGGACAAUUUCAAAAGCGGACGCAUACAUACACUGGUUACAUCUGCAUUCAGUCAUGUUGAUAUGUGGCAUAUCAUAUCUAACAUGGUUGGACUUUACUUCUUCGGGACAAAUAUUGCUAGAACUUUUGGAUCUGAAUACUUGUUAAAGCUGUAUAUAGCUGGCUCAAUUGGUGGUUCGUUGUUCUAUUUGGCGCAUCACGCCUACAUGGCUUUAUCAACUAAGAGACAAGGCAUGUGGAUGAAUGACCCUUCAAGAACUCCAGGAUUGGGAGCAAGCGCUGCUGUCAACGCCAUCAUGUUGCUUGAUAUAUUCCUACAUCCAAGAGCUACUCUUUACUUUGAUUUUAUCAUACCAGUUCCUGCAAUAUUACUAGGUAUCUUUUUGAUUGGGAAAGAUUUAUUGAGGAUAAUGGAGGGAAAUAGUAAUAUCUCAGGAUCGGCACACUUGGGUGGUGCUGCAGUUGCAGCUCUCGCAUAUGCUCGAAUAAGGAAAGGAAGAUUUUGAGUUCUUGAGAGAUUUACUAACAUAUUGUUUCUGGCUUUUGUUUAUUCAUUCUGUAAUUACCUUUUCCUUUUGAAAUAUCUCCUCAUUAAGUUGAGUUGAACUCCCAGUUAUAGAUGUCAGAUGUUCAUUCUAAUUGCUUUCUCUUGGAUUGAACUUCUACAUCAUUCAUUAAUAUGGCAAUUUAAACUCCCAUCAAAUUCUCUCCAUAA